This is a messenger RNA of Ogataea parapolymorpha DL-1, 249 nucleotides long. RefSeq lists its product as uncharacterized. The transcript has a single exon. NCBI's taxonomy places the organism in Eukaryota, Fungi, Ascomycota, Pichiomycetes, Pichiales, Pichiaceae. The coding region runs from base 1 to 249 and encodes 82 amino acids. The record is from RefSeq and is a predicted model, not a curated record.
AUGUCUCGAGAGAGAUUUGAGGACCUCCACGAGGACAGAACCUUGGAAGCUGUGCCGGACACAAAGAGACCCAAACACGAUAGACAGGCUGUUGUGGCUGGUCGACGCUCGCAGUCGCCCGAAAUCCAGCACAGAGACGACGAUGAGAUGAUACAAGAGUACGAGGACGAUUUAAAAAUUGAGCUCGAGGCGCUGCAUCAACAAACCCAAAGUGCCAUUAGGCAGCUCCGAAAGAGCAGCAAUCAGUGA